AUGCUGCCCUCAUCCAUGCGCCGUGUCGUCGCUGCGACGCCUCACUCACCCGCCGUUUCCUCCCUAGCCUCGUCCGUUCCGCGUGCCGCUGCCUCGUACAGCCUACCGUAUAGAUCGACCGGCUUUCAACAGCGCCGUUACUCCUCCUCGAAACCCUCCAGCCCGGACGAUGGCUCCAAAGAUUUCGCCGCUCGGCCUGUCCCCGCGUCACGAGGGUCCAAGACAGAAAAGACCAAGGGGCAAGCAAAGGCGGCGGCUCCGCAACCGCCCAGCGUCCCUAGUACAAGGCAUAUCGGGGAUGAAGGCCUCGCCCUCUCCACCUUUUUCGCCCUGCACCGACCCAUCUCGGUAACGCAGCUCAUGCCGAAAUCCGUGUCCGACGAUACCUUUGCCCGGAUAUUCGCCUCGCGGAGCCGAAACAACAAAGUGGCCGACGUCCUCUCGACGCUGUCACAAACGGUAUCUGACCUGGAGGAGCCCCUGUCGAAACUGAACAUUGCCAACGGAGACAAGCAGCGGUCACAAGCGGCCCAAGACACGGAGGAGGGGGGCGAGAAGCUCAGCCUGAAGCAUACGGACGGCUCCGAGACCCACCUGCACAUCCAACUCAACCCCAUGGCCGGCCAAUACCUCCCCUACGCCGCGCCCCCGGCUCCCCAACCUGAAACCGAAGUCGACGCCGAGUCGGCCAACAGCGCCAUCGCCGAGGAGCUCGCGGAGCAGCAGGACACACAAACGCGCGUGUACAAGGCCAUGGUGACCAUCGAGGAGACGGUCGACUCCAACGGGCAGCUCCAGGUGGUGGCACACACCCCGGAGCUGGUCGAGGAGGGCGCCGGGCGGCCGCGGUCUUUCCUGGAGCGCAUGGCGUGGCGCCAGUUGCGGUACGAUGAGGCGCGCCGCCACCAGGACCGCACCAUGCAGGCCAUCAGCGUGCGCCGGCAGCGCAAGCUGCGCAUGAAGAAGAAGAAGUACAAGAAGCUGAUGAAGAGGACGCGGAACCUGCGACGGAAGCUGGAUCGCUUGUAA
This is a messenger RNA of Chaetomium fimeti, 1029 nucleotides long. RefSeq lists its product as uncharacterized. The record is from RefSeq and is a predicted model, not a curated record. NCBI's taxonomy places the organism in Eukaryota, Fungi, Ascomycota, Sordariomycetes, Sordariales, Chaetomiaceae. The coding region runs from base 1 to 1029 and encodes 342 amino acids. The transcript is spliced from 2 exons.